Molecule: messenger RNA, 846 nt
Organism: Penicillium nucicola
Lineage: Eukaryota; Fungi; Ascomycota; Eurotiomycetes; Eurotiales; Aspergillaceae
Exons: 2
Coding region: 1-846 (281 amino acids)
Source: RefSeq, a predicted model, not a curated record
AUGCAGUCCGUCGUUUUCAAAGGUCCCCUCAAGGUCGCACUGGAGCAGAGACCCAUACCCGAAAUUCAAGCCCCGACCGAUGUGAUCCUCAAAGUUAGCUCCGUAGGAUUGGACGUGAAGUCCUUCAAGCGCGGCGACCGAGUGGUUUCGCCCUUCACCGUGAGCUGCGGGAGCUGUUUCUACUGCAAACGGGGCUUCUCCUCUCGAUGUGCACAGAGUCAACUAUAUGGCUCAGCGGCACUGGACGGGGGACAGGCGGAAUAUAUUCGCGUGCCCUUGGCCGAUUCGACUUUAUUCCACGCCCCGCCAGAGAUUGACGAGAAAAAGUUGGUCCUAAUGGCCGAUAUCUUCCCCACGGGCUAUUUUGCGGCGUCGAACGCGUUCAAAGCCCUAGAUCCUGAGGAUAUUCAGCAAAGUACAGUCCUAGUCUUUGGAUGCGGUCCCGUAGGGCUGUGUGCCAUCGCAAGUGCCUUGGAUUAUCAGCCAAAGCAUCUACUCGCUAUUGAUAGCGUGCCGGCCCGGCUAGAAGUCGCUAGGGGUCUCGGGGCCGAACCCUGGAAUUUCCAAGCGGAUGAAGCCGGUCUCAGACAACGCGUCAAAGAACUCACUGAUGGGAGAGGCGCAGAUGUGGUCAUUGAAGUGGUUGGGCACAGUAGCGCGUUGCGGAUGGGAUUUGAGAUGCUGCGGCCCUGGGGCCAUCUUUCGAGUGUCGGCGUUCACAACCAAGAGAUACCAUGGACAGGAAAUGAAGCAUAUGGCAAGAAUCUGCGGUUGCAAAUGGGUCGAUGCCCGGUUCGGAGUAGGUUGGCCAAACGUUUCAUCUCUACUAGUACUGACAAGGAAUAG